UCCUCGUUCCCCAAUCUGCGCCGCCCCAACUCAUCUUUCCCAGCUCCUCUUCCCGGUUCGUUCAUCCUAGGUGCUGGUAAUCCUAGCGACGCAAGUACCACCGCCGCGAGGUCAGGCCGCCCCCACAACCACCGGGAUUACCGCGCUGGGCCAGUGGGCAGACUACGCCCACCCAUCGUCGGGGAGCUCGCCCGACCCAUCGCCGGGGUGCUAUGUCGUGGUGGAUGCAACCACCCAACGGCAAGCACUGCGUCGUGCCGUGGUGGUGGUGCCAGUAUACCAGUGGUGCCGUACUGAGCCGGCGAGGGCGCCUGGUCAAGUUGCGCCGCGGCGACCCGAGGCUGCGCCGGUCUGCCGCCGGGGGCUGCCUCGUGCUGGACCACUGCUGCCAGUUUGUUUGCCCGAGAUCCGCAUUCGUCUCCUUUCCCGUCCUCGCCGUCGAGCUCGGCAGUUUGCAACCGCGGUUCAACGACGUGGAGACCUCAACUGGACACGAGCAUGGGUGGAGUCAAUAGUAUGGCGGAUAUGGCAUCUCCCUCUCAUGAUAUUAGCGGGUACAGGCAUAUCUGCAGCCAGAAAAAGCAUGGGGAUGAACGUCGGGCGAGCGCCGGGCGACGCGUAAAGGGGGCUGUGCUGGCUCCAGAGUAGUAUAGCUCUGGGACUAUUUGUAAUUUUUAGUUUUUUUGGAUUAGUUUUUUCUUUUUGUGGUAUUGUUUGUAAAAGUAUGUAGAUAAUUGCAGCAUGUUUUUUCUUUUUUAUUAAAAUGCCAUUUUUCUGUU
Messenger RNA from Triticum urartu, 779 nucleotides. Lineage: Eukaryota; Viridiplantae; Streptophyta; Magnoliopsida; Poales; Poaceae. The record is from RefSeq and is a predicted model, not a curated record.